AUGAAUAGCGCCAAGAAGAUACAGCGUGUAGCCAUCGUAGGCGGAGGAGGCAUCGCCGGUCUAGCUGCAAUCAAGCACUUGAAAGACUCGUUCGAAAUUGCUGCAUUCGAACGCUUUGAUUACAUUGGAGGAAUUUGGCACGUCGAGGAGACUCAACUAUUGCUUGCAUUCGCAAUGCACUACACUGAGCAAACCAGCUCCGACAUAACUUCAUUAAGAACACCCUUACCAGACGCAACAGAACAAAUCACGUCCGCCAUUUAUCCAAAUCUGGUAACGAAUCUCCCACCAGAUCUAAUGUCUAUACGAGGCUUUCCAUUCAAACAUCCCGACACGUUUCCACAUCAUCGUGCAGUCUUGAAGUACAUUCACGAGCUUUCCGACCAUUUCCAGUUAAAGAAACAUAUUGUAUUCAAUACCAUUGUUACGGAUGUGAGAUACCAGGAUGGGUUUUGGAUUGUGAAAAGGAUGGCAGCGAAGAAUGGAGUUGUUGUUGGGAGUCAGGUUGUUGAUGAGAGGUUUGAUGCUGUUGUAGUUUGUAAUGGCCAUUAUUCGGCUACGUAUGCUUCUGAUAUACCUGUCGAUUCUUUCAAAGGACGAGUGAUUCACUCUCACGAUUAUCGCCAUGCUUCAGAGUUUAAGGACAAGGUUGUGGUAGUGGUCGGUGCAGGACCUAGUGGACUAGACAUUGCCAACGAAAUAUCAAAAAUCACAAAAUCAUACUUGUCAGUUCGGAAUCCAACUGCACUUCACCCACUGUUUGCCGGUUCAAACGUGAAUCUAGUCCCUCAAAUCAAAUCUAUAGACGAACAUCUGAUUACAUUUUCAGACCGGCAGCAAGUCAGAGCAGACAUCCUUUUAUUAGCUACAGGGUAUCUCUAUUCGUAUCCUUUCUUGAAAUCAAUACCUGAUUUGAUCACUGAUGGUAAAACGGUACAUAAUCUGUACAAGUACCUGUUUUAUAUACCGAAUCCUACGCUGGCUUUCCCUGGUUUGCCAAUGAAGAUUGAACCAUUCACAAUCGUAGACUACCAAUGUCAGGCCAUCAAACAAGUCUUUAGCGGAGAAGCUAAACUACCCAGUAUAGAGGCCAUGAGACAGUUUGAAGUAGAAAAGGCCAAAACGAGAGGUGUGGCACUAGACUCUCGAAAAUACAUGGGAUUUGACCCGUUACGUUCACAAGUUGAUUAUCAUAUGAGUCUAGUGAAAGAAUUCGGUGGGCCGCCUGUUGAUGAGCCCGAAGAGAAGGUGAAGAGACGUGAGAGGAUCUUUGACGAGAGACGACGAAUAUAUAGCCAUAAGCUAUGA
Synchytrium microbalum is the source of this 1308-nucleotide messenger RNA. RefSeq lists its product as uncharacterized. The transcript is spliced from 6 exons. The coding region runs from base 1 to 1308 and encodes 435 amino acids. Gene Ontology annotation, molecular function: N,N-dimethylaniline monooxygenase activity; NADP binding; flavin adenine dinucleotide binding. The record is from RefSeq and is a predicted model, not a curated record. Lineage: Eukaryota; Fungi; Chytridiomycota; Chytridiomycetes; Synchytriales; Synchytriaceae.